This is a messenger RNA of Trichosporon asahii var. asahii CBS 2479, 1608 nucleotides long. RefSeq names its product metabolite transport protein GIT1. The transcript has 2 exons. Gene Ontology annotation, biological process: carboxylic acid transport; transmembrane transport. Gene Ontology annotation, molecular function: carboxylic acid transmembrane transporter activity. NCBI's taxonomy places the organism in Eukaryota, Fungi, Basidiomycota, Tremellomycetes, Trichosporonales, Trichosporonaceae. The record is from RefSeq and is a predicted model, not a curated record. The coding region runs from base 1 to 1608 and encodes 535 amino acids. Gene Ontology annotation, cellular component: plasma membrane.
AUGUCGCAAGAAGCGAAGGCUGAUAAGUCGUCGUUCGAAGUCGACGAUGAGAAGAACAUUGCCGCUCUCCCCAACCAAGGGUUUGAGGGCAUCGACGACAAAACCCUCCAGUACCUUCCGAAGGACAUCACUCCGUCGGAGCUCGAGCGCGAGCGAGCUCUCGAGGAGGGCGAGACGCCUUCUGGUACCAAGAAGGCGACAGUCUCCGACUACUUCACUCUCCUGGCUUCCGGAUUCGCGCUCGUCUCCGAUGGUUACCAGAACAACCUCUCGACAGUGUUCAACCCCAUUUUCGCUCUUCUCUACCCUCAUGACUACACCUCUUCUGUGUCGACCCGUGUUUCGAACGCGCUGCUCGUUGGCGAAGUCAUUGGUCAGGUCGUUGUGGGUUUGAUCUGUGACCGUGUCGGACGUAAGACGGCCAUGGUCGGAACAACGCUCCUUAUUGUUAUCGGUGGCAUCCUGUGCACGGCUUCGACGGCCCCGACGCCCGCCGGCAUGUUCUGGAUGCUGACUGUGGCGCGUGGCACUAUCGGUGUCGGAGUUGGUGGCGAGUACCCCGCGUGCAGCACCAGCGCCUCCGAUUCUGCCAACGAAAAGUUCGGCCGCGACCGUGGCAAGAUCUUCAUUCUCGUCACGAACCUGAUGCUCAGUAUUGGUGGUCCUAUCGUCAUUUCGCUCUUCCUGCUCAUCAUCAACGGCUCGCACUACCACGGUGGUACAACCGGCAGCGACCGCUACAAGCUGCAGUACACUUGGCGCGUUCUCUUCGGCAUUGGUAUCAUCAUUCCUCUCUCGGUCUUCUACUUCCGUCUCAAGAUGAUGAACCCGAAGCUGUACCGCCGCAACGCGAUCCGCCACAACCCCCCCUACCUCCUGAUCCUGAAGAAGUAUUGGAAGACGCUCAUCGGCACGGCGGGAACCUGGUUCCUGUACGACUUUGUGACGUUCCCGAACGGUGUGUUCUCGAGCACGAUCAUUGCCAGCGUCACCCCGGACAAGGGCAUCGUGCGCACGCUCGAGUGGAACCUGCUACUCUCCGUUCUGUCGCUGCCGGGAGUGUUCCUGGGCGCUUGGGUUGUCAAGUACACCGGCCGCCGCAAUCUCCUCAUCAUGGGCUUCAUGGGCUACAUUGUGUUCGGCCUGAUCGUCGGCAUCUCGUACCCGAAGCUGACCAAGGUCGUGCCCGCCUUCAUCGUCAUGUACGCGAUGAUGCAGAGCAGCGGCAACUUUGGUCCCGGCAACAUGGAGGGCACGAUCAGUGCCGAGUCCUACCCGACCUCUAUUCGUGGUACUUGCUACGGCUUCAGCGCUGCCGUCGGUAAGGCGGGCGCGGCCAUCGGUACGCAGGCAUUCACGCCCAUUCGCCAGCACCUUGGCAGUCGGUGGACAUUCAUCAUCGCCGCUUGCUGUGGUCUCGCUGGUGUACUUCUCGCCUUCUUCUUCGUCGAGGACAAGGGCAAAGACCGCCUUGAGAAGGAGGACGAAGUGUGGCGUCAGUACCUUGUCGACCACGGGUACGGGGACAUCCAGAUGGGUGACGGCAGUGCUGGAGCCAUGAGCGCUUCGGGCAACCGUGAGAUUGAGGCGCUCGAGUUUGAAAAGUAG